GCUCAAGUCAUUGCCUCAGAACCGCCGAGGGGGGCGUCGCGUCAAGCGCAUCCGUGGGCCUCUCGCGUUGCGCGAAGAAGCGCGAAAAAGGAAAAGCUCAGCAUGAGGCCUGGAGUGGUCUUCGUGCCGUUCCUGGCGUUCUUCGCCUUCUGGAACUUCUGCAAGCUUCCGUUUUACUGGGAAACGGAGCCCAUGACGGACGUCACCUACAACACCACUGCUUGUCUCGCCGCCGAUCGUCCGCAGAGCUGCUCUGGACUCACCUUUGAAUAUCACUUGUUCCGCGCCUUCGGCAUCGACUCCAAGUACAAGAUGGUGGCGUCCAAGGAUCUCUUCAUCAUUCCCCACACGGCGAUCGGAGUUUGCUUGGAUGUUCUCUUCAUUUUUGCGCUGGUCAUGGGGAAGCGAGGCCUUUACGAGCACAGCAAGCUCAUGUUGCCCAUGGCGGCCAUUUUUGCGAUUCACGUGCUACCUGCGGCGGACGGCUCUCCGGAUAACGUCUACCACAUGCCCAUCAACUACAUCUUGGCGAUCGGCAUCCUCAUCGCCUGUGCUGUUGGGGCGCUGGGCAUGUACAACGACUUCAAGGCCAACGAUGGGGAGCCGCCCAGCCGGAAGCGGUCCGGCCCGCUGCUCUUCUAUUCCUGGGUGGCCCUCGGGAUUUUGGUGAACUCCGCGCCCCUCUUCGAGUGGGUCCUGAUGGGCACGAGUUGGAGAUCCAAAGCGGUGCCGGAUGUGCCGCACCCCGACUCCGGCCACGACUUCUACACUGGCCUGGGCUGCCCUUGGCUGGGCCGAAUCGCCGCCAUGAUGGCCCUCUUCACCGUCUUCAUGUACUCCUUCGACGUCUAUGCAGAAGAGAAGGGCGAGAGAUGGAGAAGUCCCUUCAACAGGGAUGGGCCGGCUCUGUGGCAGCUCGCACGUCGCCCGUACCCCGACGUGGAGAAGGUCUUCUACCAGAUGCCGGAGCGUUGGCUGGAAGCCACCGGGGAGUGCUUCGUGCUCUGCAUCGGCGUCUCUUGGCUGGUGACCGCCAUGUUCAAUCCAGGCAUCUUCCGGGACAACAUCCUCCGCAGCUUGGUGGGCUACAACAACCUCUGCGUGGGCUUCGACAGCGUGCCGGCGCGCUACUGCGCCAUGCCGCUGCUGGUGAUCCAGGCGGUGCUGGCCGCGCGCUAUAGCUACCUGGACACCAUCCGGCUCAAGGCGACCCGCGCCUAUCUGAGCUGGUUCCAAUUUCAGUUCGGAUAUUGGGCCAACAUGAUCUUCGCUGUCUGGAUGGCCUGCUUCCCGAUGUUGUUGGUGAUCACCGCGGAGUUCGAAUCCUGGGCCAGCACCAAGAUCCACCUCUUCCUGUUCAUGGCCACAUUGUUCAUCAUGUGGGCCAUGAUCGCCGGGAACAUCGUGGAGGCCGAGGAGCUGGAGACCCCCACAAAGAUCUGGUUCUUCCUCUUCACCAUGCACACCUUGCUCUUGCCGGUGGUUGGGGUCAUCGAUGUCCUUGGCUUCCAUCCAGACCUGUCGCCAGAGCAGAUCCCCUCCAUUCGCUAUGAGCACCCGGAGCCCCCGGUCCCUUGGCCGGUGACGGCGUACUUGGACUACGGCUGGUUCCUGCUGCUGCUGCUCACCGUACUCUUCCUGCCCGACGCCCCGCCGGUGGAGACAAGGAUGCAGGUGGAGAUGGGGAUGACAUACGGCAAGACGGAAUCCCAAGAUGAGGACGAGACGGAGGAAUCUGACUCGGAAGGAGGUUUCAAGUUUGUGGCCUGCGAGGACGAAUGAGUCAGAGCAACGGUCAAUGUUCACCAUGUACUGUGGGGA
Messenger RNA from Effrenium voratum, 1821 nucleotides. Lineage: Eukaryota; Dinophyceae; Suessiales; Symbiodiniaceae. The record is from the annotation of a GenBank genome assembly.